AUGGCGGCCAUUGUUGAAACUUGCUGGGGCAAUGUUGUCUGGAAAGAGAUGAAGAGGGAACUAGGUCCGCUCCUAAAGCGUACUCAUAUGCGGGAGAAGGCACAAGAGAUACGUCGUCUUCUUGAAGGCUUGACGGAAACUCUAAAACCUAUGGUCACAUUUGAAAGGACGGAAGUCUCGCAGGAUCAGCUGGAAGUCCUCAAGUUAGAUAGGGCCGGAAAACUGGCGGCAACCGUUUCUUCUUUCGACACGAUUCAUCAACUUCUUUUUUUAAGUAAUUCCUAUGAGUUGCUCAUCGAUACGGAAGCUCCUGAGGAUGAUGGUGGGGACUACACCACCUGGAAAGCUCUUCCUCAGCCGCUCCUUGCUUGGAUUCAAGACCAAAAGGGACUCAGGAUUCUCGGCGAGCCAAUUUCAAGCCGUGAAAUGCUUGAAUUAGCCUCUCAGCUACUGCAUCGGAAAACCACUCACAGGUUCUCUGACACUCUUACCUCUCCCAUCGUGAAUAUUGCAGUUCAGAUGGCAUUACAAUACAUCAAGGAGAUUUUUGCAACCUCAUUUGAGCUGCAGUGCUUGCAAGCGCGGUAUCACGUUAUCACGUACUUUCGUGCUGUCAACCCCGAGAUUCCGACUGUGACUGAGGCUGCCUUGUACGACGUCUUGAAAAGAGUCAAGGCCAUUGGAUGUAACCUAGCGGAGUAUCCAAAAAUUCCCGAAAUCAUAUUCUCCACCAGGGACACCUAUGCAGAAAGGUUCGACAUGCUUAAGAAGGCGAAGAACAAAUCCUACAUCAUUGACGGCACCCUCAAGAUCCCGCUUAAGAGGAAACGGGAUACUGAUCAGCACUACAAGCGUAAAACUUGA
This is a messenger RNA of Penicillium subrubescens, 864 nucleotides long. RefSeq lists its product as uncharacterized. The coding region runs from base 1 to 864 and encodes 287 amino acids. The record is from RefSeq and is a predicted model, not a curated record. Lineage: Eukaryota; Fungi; Ascomycota; Eurotiomycetes; Eurotiales; Aspergillaceae. The transcript has 4 exons.